Molecule: messenger RNA, 2292 nt
Organism: Eutrema salsugineum
Lineage: Eukaryota; Viridiplantae; Streptophyta; Magnoliopsida; Brassicales; Brassicaceae
Exons: 1
Coding region: 254-2149 (631 amino acids)
Molecular function (GO): protein binding
Source: RefSeq, a predicted model, not a curated record
CUUCUCUCCCUCAGCUUGCUGAGACUGAAGAAGACCAAAAGAAUUUCGGACAGAGAUCACAAAUUUGACAAAUUAGUUUUCUUUUCUUGUUUGACUUCCAAAAGAAAAUCUCAGAUAGAUUCCGGCCGCAUAAAUCUUCUUGCUUUCAGAUCUGAAUUCACCAUCUCCAAUAGAUCUCUACAUAAAUGGCGGUUACUUACUGAUUUCAGGGGAACAAAAGAGACCCUUCUGCAUCUUUCUUUUGCCCACUUUAAUGGCGGAUUCUCGAAACGGCAAGUCCUUCUUCUUCUGCUUCUCCUUCUUUGUCUCGCUUUUGCUUUUCCUUUCGCCUGAUAUAUCCCCGGUUGUCGCCGCUUCCGAAUCCGAUCCGAUUCCAUACGAGAACAGAGAUGCUUCUUCUAGAGUCGUUACCGGCAGCGAAUACAACGGGCAAGAUGUUUCGUUGCAUAGACUGGAGGAACUAGUUAGGAACCUUACGGAAGUAGUUGCUAGAUUAGAAGCUAGGCUAUCUGAAACGCCGUUUAAGGGAAAGAACGAGAUCAGUCGUGGAAAACCCGGUGGUGAGAUCGAAGAAGAAGGGUUCAGAGAGAAAGCUAAGGCGUUUUCCGUGACAAAGUACAGUCCUUUCUGGUCCGAGAGAUUCGAGUUCACAUCGGCUGUGAAAUUAGAUUCCGAUGCGACUUGUGUCAACGUGUUGCCGUUUCGAGAUUACGAAGGUUUAAGCAAGUAUUUCGCAGUUGGGGAUUCAAAUGGUAAGGUCUACGUGUUCUUGAGAAAUGGUGAUGUUUUGGCCGAGUUUUUCACCACCUGUGAUUCACCAAUCACGGCAAUGGUUUCUUACAUGUCUCCGUAUAAGAACGAGAGCUUUGUGGUGACGGGUCACCAAAGUGGAGUCAUUUUGUUGCAUAGACUCCGAGAGGGCUCCAUAGGGGAAGAUUGGAAUUCCGCUGUGAUGGAAAACGUUGGCAAGUUUGAUGGCACGGAGGAUGGUUUGCAAGUGACUUUAUUGGAAGUGCAUCAUGUGGGUCGGGUUAGGUAUAUAUUAGCGACGGAUCUUAGUGGAAAGCUCACUGUUUUCACUGAGAACAGAACGGUUUAUGGCUCUGUUACCCCAACGAGUAGACCCCUAGUGUUCUUGAAGCAGAGGCUUUUGUUUCUCACCGAGACUGGUGCUGGUUCUUUGGACUUAAGAAGCAUGAAGAUCAGAGAAUCCGAGUGUGACGGUUUGAACCAUUCUCUGGCUAGAGCUUACGUUUUCGAUUCCUCGGAACGGUCUAAAGCUUACGGAUUCACAUCCGAAGGCGAAGUCAUUCACGUAUUGCUUCUUGGUGACAUCAUGAACUUCAAAUGUAGAGUGAGGUCAAAGAAGAAGGUUCAAAUGGAGGAGCCUGUAGCGUUACAAGCCAUCAAAGGGUAUCUUCUUGUAGUCAGCCAAGAGAAAGUCUUUGUAUACAAUGUAUCGACUCAACAUUAUGUUCGAACCACCGGUCCUCGGCUUCUUUUCCCUGCUGCACUUGAAGAUAUUAGGUCAACGUUCCUGAGCCAUAGAGAAUCAUCUAAAACCAAUCACCGGAAGCUCGAGAAGGUAACUCCUUUGAUAGCCAGUGACCGGGAAAAGCUUCUUGUGAUGGGUUUAGGAGACGGAUACGUCGCUACAUACAAAUCAAAGCUUGUGAUUUCCAAAGGAGAAUUCAACACAGUGCUUUGGAGCAGCCCUGUGUUCUUCUUCAUACUGUUUUUAUUCGCCGCUUGGCAUUUCUUCGCCAAGAAGAAAGAAUCUCUCACAGCUUGGGGACCCGACGAUCCUUUCGCCUCCACGACGGUACCUUCUUCUUCCUCCAGUGGCGUAAACAGUUCAGCAACAGAACGUUCUUUCUCUGAGCCAUCUAGGAGAAAUGAUGAUCUCAUGGAUCUUCGAAGAAGAUACGUUUCGCCAUCUCGGUACCCUCCUGGAGCAGCAGCAGGUACUUACCGGUCAGUUGUCUCUAACGACCCGAGCUCGAGAGCUCCUCCGGUGGAAUCUACUAACUACAGAACAACCGCACAGGAGAUGAAGUAUCGUGGUGGGUCAGGACUUGAUUCAGGUGGGUUUGGUAAUAGAAGAGAGAGCUUGUUUGGUACUAACAAAGCUUUAGACGACCAAAGUUAAGGCCUCCUCUUUAUUUUGUAUUUUAUUUUUUGCGGUUUUUCUGGUUAUUCUUCUUCUUUUUUACCGGUCAACGCUUGAAUUUUUUUUGUAUUGUGUAAAACUCCGGCGAAGAAAUAAAAAUUUUACCGGUAGCAUUGUUUCUU